Messenger RNA from Rotaria sordida, 834 nucleotides. NCBI's taxonomy places the organism in Eukaryota, Metazoa, Rotifera, Eurotatoria, Philodinida, Philodinidae. The record is from the annotation of a GenBank genome assembly.
AUGUUGUCACGCUUCGUAUAUUAUAGUUCAAUUAUUAAUUCAUUAACACAUGAUCCAACAUCAAUAAUAGGUAUUAAAUUAUAUCAAUGUCGUAUAUUAAGAAAAUUAUCAUUUUCGUCAAUUGAUUGGACAAUUUUAAAAUCGAUUGAACAUGUUUUAUCACCUUUCAAUGAUGGAACUAUAGCUUUGUCAAAUCGACAUCGACCAAACAAUGCUCCAUUAACAUUGGAGAACAUACUCAAAAAGCACUUGUUAUCAACAUUUGAAUACUAUUUUGAAAAACAUGUGACAGAUGAACAAAACAUUAUUACAUUAGUAUCAGCAUUUCUUGAUCCAACAACGUACCGAUAUGUAACAGAUGGUCACCGAAAAGAAGCUGAAGCUAUUUUACUCAACGAAAAUUCAAUUAUUCAUUCAAAAUUAAAUUUACAAACAACAUCAUUAUCAUCUUCUCAAUCAACAGAUAUAACAUCAACGAUCAAACAAGAAAAAAACAAUUCAUCUGAUAUACUAUACAAUUUAUACAAAUCAUGUGGUUUAUCCUGUAAUAGAAUGUCGAAUAAUUCACACAAAUGGACUGUAAAAGAAGAACUUUGUCAUUAUUUAUCAACAGUUGAUGAAAAUCAAACUUUUUCUCAAUAUUGGAAUAACCAUAAAACUCGUUUACCAAUACUUUCAUCAAUAGUACGUCGUUACAACAUCAUCUCUGCAACUUCCAUAUCGAGUGAAAGUACUUUUAGCAUUUCAGGUUUCAUUCAAAGUAAGCACCGAGCUUCAUUAUCACCAGAGAUGUUAAGAUAUUCUAUGAUACUACGUAAUUGGGAUAUCAACUGA